This is a messenger RNA of Ectocarpus sp. CCAP 1310/34, 444 nucleotides long. The record is from the annotation of a GenBank genome assembly. Lineage: Eukaryota; Phaeophyceae; Ectocarpales; Ectocarpaceae.
GUGUCCUCAUUGGCGUCGACAAGAACACGGCUCCGCCGUGAUGUCUAGCGAGACGGAAAGGACAAGAAGCGGAAAUCGCGAUGCCCAACACCAAGAGCUCGCAGAAGCAAAAACUACGUGAGCGAGCUGAACAAACAGAACAGCGCGCGGAUGAGCAAACCGCUGCGCUAGCGCGGAAGGAGGAGGAGCUUACGAGGCUCCGGCAACAGCUUGCCGCCGCUGCCACCUCGACGUCACAGCAGUCGGGCUCGUCUUCUACACCACCGGGCAGGGGCACCCCUCCGCAACGGGCGUCUGCCCCAAGGCCUCGGGGAACUAGCUCUCAGCAAGAGCCCAUUCCCGAGGACGACGAGCACGAUGGCGAAGCGAAGGGUGAAACACCCGACGGCGAUGGCGACGAUGGCAACAGCGGCGAGGAAGCUGAUGGCCAACCGCUGGACGAUG